Molecule: messenger RNA, 2642 nt
Organism: Salarias fasciatus (jewelled blenny)
Lineage: Eukaryota; Metazoa; Chordata; Actinopteri; Blenniiformes; Blenniidae
Gene: dorip1
Product: dopamine receptor interacting protein 1
Exons: 5
Coding region: 204-1214 (336 amino acids)
Source: RefSeq, a predicted model, not a curated record
ACACACAGUUUGGAUUGAUAUCGUUGUGAGGGCCAGCAGCAGUGUUUACAUAGGCCCGAUCUGACGUUUGCAGGAGGAUUUCUGAAAUAAAUCGCACGCAUUGUUCUUCGGAAGUGCGUCGGAAACGUUCAAGGAACGGUCAAAACGUGUUUUAGUGACGAGGCUUUAAUGCUGCGGUGAGACAUGAAGAAACCCAGAAAGCGAUGGAGAGUCGAUUCUCUGUUUUGAACGACACAGAGGAUCUCCAAACAGACAUCGAGAACACUUUGCAUUUCGAGAGGUCCAAAACGCUGUUCGAAGAAAUACGAGCCUCCUUAAACAACAACGACGAGGAGGACCGCUCCUUCUGGAGGCCCGUGCUCCCCUGGGGUGGCGUCUUCACCAUCAAGGCUGGACGCAAGGCCUUAUCAUGCAUCCCCCUGUACGUGCAGAUCCACCUGAAAAACACCUGCACCAUCGACGGCUUCCUCAUGAUCCUGUACGUGAUCCUGAGAGACAACCAGGGCUUCCGCAGGGAGCUGGCCGUCUUCCUGGGAAAGCAGUUUGUGGAGCACUUCCUCUACCUGAUGGACUCCUGCGACUACACCACUGUGAAGAUGCUGUGGAUCUGGAACAGGAUGUCCAAGAGACAGUACCGCUCCGAGGUCCACCAGGCCGCGCUGGAGAUCGACCUGUUCGGCAAUGAGCACGAGAACUUCACGGAGAACCUGGAGAACCUGAUGUCCACUGUGCAGGAGAGCCUGUGCAGCAACCCCAACUGUCCGGCGCGCUUCCAGGACUUCAUCAAGACCACCAUACACAUUAGUCCGCCUCAUGAACUGCCCCACAAAGACCCCAUCCAGUCGGCGGUGGACGAGUUCUUCUGCCCCAAGCUGGUACUCUGCUCAGAGCUGCGGUGUGACGGCCUGAGAGAGUUCUCUCAGAGGGUGUUCUGCCACGGACCCCCGGCCUUCGUCAUCCUCAACAUGCAGCAGUGGAAGUCCGAGGAGCUGUCCUACGUCCCUUACCACCUGGAUCUCUGUCAACACAGGUACUUACUAGAAGGCGCCACGCUGUUCAACAAGGAGGAGCAGCACUACUCAGCAGCCUUCCAGAUCGACGGCUGCUGGAUGCACUACGACGGACUGAGGAGUGAUAAUCUGAUCCUCUUGCAUAAGCCGCCGGAGCUGCUGCUGCUCUCCUCCCUGGUCUAUAUCCGUGCCUCUGACAGGUGAAGCGGGCUCGUCGCGAGCCCACGACGCACAAGUGACCACGUUGAUCCGCUCUACAUGUCUUCUGUACACUGCUUUCAGUCAUUCCGAUCUUGAGAAUUCUACUUCUGUUUACGGUGCGAAAUAUAUAGUUUAGAGGCAUUUUGCUUGGAAUCCAAGAAUAUUACGGACUAUAAUAGUUCUGUGUUGAUUUACGCAAUACUAUAUUUGGAGGGAUUACUAUAGAACAUACAUGAACAGUCUUUUACAACACAAUAGAGACUGCUAUGUUACUUUUGUUUUGUUUUUUUUUUGGUUUUUUUUUGUCUUUUCAUCAAUAAUGAUAAAAAGGUUUGAACAACAUUUGUAUUGAGCAUCAGUAGAUCCUCUAACAGUGGCUGUUUGGAGUUUACAUUGACGGUGUGUCACAUUUCCAGCAGCAGAAUACCUGCUUCUUUCAGUAUCACUUUACAAAUAUGCCCAAUGAAGAGGAUUUUAAUCUGGUGCUUUUUGUAUUUGCGGGUGCAUCUUAAAUAUUACAAUACAGCUGAAAAGCUCAUUUUCCCCACAGUCAUAAUCUAACAGUGGAAUCUCCAUACAGAUUUGAAUUAUUGCAAAUAUUUUGUCAAAAAUGAAUGCCAACAGUUGUUUUUGGUGGAUGGGCUCAAAACAUGAAAAGUUAAUAAAGAAAUGAGCCAAAUCUGGGUUCGAACCAGGCAUGAUGCCCGAGUGCUCAGACCACUAAUCCACCAUGAGGGUUAAUGAGUAUCCAAAAUGAUUAGAGUGUAAAAAAAAAACAAAUUCAAGUGAUGUUUAAGACGCACCUCUACUCAACCAAACUAGCUCGAGUCCAUGUGUCAAAGUAACAUCUUUUUAGUGAGGAUGUUUAAAGGGGAGGCUGAGUGUCAAAAUACACAGUAAAAUGAUUAAUUUCCAAUACAGUCUUAAAUUCCGUGUCUUCUCUGCUGUUAAAUAUAUUAAUCUGACUUAUCCGGUGCGCAGUGGCUAUCGCUCUCCCCUCACAGCGAGGCGGGCCGGGUUUCGAAUCCAGGCCGGCGCCUUUCUGUGUGGAGUUUGCAUGUUCUUCCCGUGCGUGCGUGGGUUUCCUCCCACUGUCCGAAAACAUGCAUGUGAGGUUAACUGGCCCUAAAUUGCUCCCAUGUGUGGAUGUGUCUGUGAUGGAGUGGUGAUCUGUCCGGAGAGGAUCUUUGUCCGAGCUGGGAUCGGCCCUCAGCAGGAUUCAGCAGUAUGGACGAUCAGUGAAUGGAUUCAUAGGUUUAACUGGUUAUUAAUAGAUUAUGAAGACUCCAACAGAAGUACUGUUAUCACACAGUGCCUUCAAUAAGUGGCUUCUGUUAACAUGUUUCAUGAGUAGAGAAUCUUUGAUCAAAAUGUAAUUUUUUUUUUUUUUUUUUUAAUCUUAAGUCUUUGAAAUGCAAAUACAGAUAUUUU